AAUAUUUUGCUACUGGUGACUGGUAUCAGGGAACACGCGCUAUUUACUAGAGGUGACACGUUUUACGUCAUAGCGACACCUGGUAUCUUCUAGUACGAGAGGAAUCCACGGGAAAGAACAGAGAAGACGCGUGUGUGAAGAGAGCAAACCCCGAGCAGCAGCAUGGCGAGAGAACAUCACCUUGCGCCUGCGGAGCGCCCUCAGGCCUACGCCGACGCCAUCUUCUCCAUUGUCGCCACUAUAAUGAUACUGCCCCUGUCGGGAGAGGCUGUAAAGGAGAUUGCUGAUGAAGAGAACCUGCUGACGGGUUUAGGAGAGAUGUGGUUCAAACUGCUGAUCUACGCGAUAUCGUUCUUUCUGGUCUCCUCUUCAUGGGAGGUGCAUACAUGGAUUUUCCGGAUGAUAGAGAAAGUUAAUGAGACUAUUGUGCUUCUGAAUUUGGGUGUCUUGAUGCUGGCAACCUUUGUGCCAUAUGCGUUUCUGAUGUUCGCCGAGCAUCCUAGGGAAUCGCUUUCCGUGGUGCUGUUCUGUAGCUGCGUGGCUAUUCAGGGCUUCUUCAUGCUCGCCAUAUUGUUGCACGCUCAUUCAAGACCCAACCUGUUGAAAAAGGAGUUUGUCCAACAAGGAAAAGAGGAAAUGAAAUUACAACGGACCCGCGCUACCAUCAAGGUGCUGAUCACGCCGAUCAUUUACCUCAUCGCCAUUCCAGUCAGUUAUGGAUCCAUCGAAGUCGCAUGGGCACUUCUUGUUCUGGCAGUACUGAAACCAAUAAUUUUCUUAAUUGUGGAUGCCAUCAUGAAAUGUGCCAAAGGCAAAGUAGAAGAAGGCACCAGUCUAUUUAAGAUGUCCCGUCUCUAUUCGGAGACAUCGGAUGUUUUCAGGACCGAUGGCUUCAGUGACGGCGUGUAUGCUAUCGUGGCCACCCUCAUCAUCCUGGACAUUUGUGUGAACAACGUUCCAGCCGAAGGGAUUUUAGACGUUCAUGGCACUUUGGCAGAGGCCCUCUCUCGUGAUGCCAGUGUGUUCCUGUCUUAUUCUGGAACAUUCGUGACAAUUUGUCUCCUGUGGUACCUGCAUCACUCCAUGUUCUACCACAUACGUGCACAGAACUUUCUGCUGCUGACCUUCAACAAACUGGCACUCAUGUUUGCUGGAUUUCUCCCAAUCGUUUUCAAGUUAACGGGAGAGUUUGGACACUUGGUGCGAAACAACAAUACAUCAGUAGCUGUGCAACUGAAUAGUGGCACGGUGUUUCUGGCCAGCAUCUGGCUCCUGGCCAUAUGGAUCACGGCUAUGUGUAAGAAAUCCGAGCUGCUACAUCCGUCUGCUCACGGCACCCACGACUGUGUUUUCAUGUUUCUGAACCUGCUCAUCUAUCCCAUUGUCAGUUUGGUGAUAUUUUGCGUCUGCUUUGCCGUUCCAGUGCCAUCUGUAGUGAUCAAUGGGGUACAGAUUGCCUUGAUUGCGGUCUUCAUACUUCUGAAACUUGUCCGUAACUGGACCCAGAGAUGCGUGGGUGAACAUGAUCCAGAGAAAUCCCCGGAAACCGACGUAGAACUCUCCGACUAUAAGGGACAGCCGUGUGGACCAAAGGAAGGGGGUCUAGAGGGGCAUGACAAUGCUGGCGCCGAAUCUGAGUCCACUUCCUUUUAA
Branchiostoma floridae (Florida lancelet) is the source of this 1653-nucleotide messenger RNA. RefSeq names its product endosomal/lysosomal potassium channel TMEM175-like. The coding region runs from base 163 to 1653 and encodes 496 amino acids. Gene Ontology annotation, molecular function: potassium ion leak channel activity; proton channel activity. The transcript has 20 exons. The record is from RefSeq and is a predicted model, not a curated record. Lineage: Eukaryota; Metazoa; Chordata; Leptocardii; Amphioxiformes; Branchiostomatidae. Gene Ontology annotation, cellular component: lysosome; endosome.